AUGGGGCUUCGGCAGGGUACCAACACGGUGGGGUUUGCGACCCAUCAAGCAUACUAUGAGCGGGUGGCACCCCAUCAGGACGUGAUCAUAGUGGAAAACGUGCCAGAAUAUCAGGAAAACACGGUGAUGGGAUGUUUGCCUGGGGGAAACCGUGUUUGGCGGAUGAAGUCCAUCAGACUGGACCCUAGGGUCCUAGGUCUUCCAACAGCGAGAGCAAGAGUGUUCAUGAUCAUCUACAAGUACAACAAGGUCCAGUGGAACCCAAAAUUCCACUUGGAAACCCUCACAGAACAUCUUUGCUCACAAGUGGUGAUGAGCGCUGAGAGCUACUUUUGGAAGAAGGCGAAGCACCGUGUCCUGCACGGCGAGGAGCUGCUCAGCACCCACGUGCUACCUGUCACAGCCACUCAGGCGCGGAAAGCUGGAGCACCAAAACUGGCUCUGGGGACAAUUAAGGACACAUCCCAAGCGAAGAUGGCUGGUAAUGCAAUGUCGGUUCCCUGCAUUGGACUGAUCAUUAUGGCAGCCAUCAUGGGCCUAGAGCGUGUAUAG
Molecule: messenger RNA, 552 nt
Organism: Durusdinium trenchii
Lineage: Eukaryota; Dinophyceae; Suessiales; Symbiodiniaceae
Source: the annotation of a GenBank genome assembly